AUGUUGGUUGAAACGUUUGGUGUUCGAUUCACUUUGUGUGGUCGUAAUGACACUAUAGAAACUCAUUGGAAUGGAUUUAGCACAGAACAAACCUGUGGUCCCGGCACAGGAAAAAGUCGGUUUUUGCAGGAACUUGUUAAUAUUAUUCGCGAUAAGGCUUUAAAUUCUAGAGAUGAAGAUAUUGCAUCUUUGUUAGGAAAUGCAGUUUUUCUGAACGUUACUUAUGGAAAUGGAACAGGGGUAAAGGAUUUUGACAUUAAUAUUGGAUUUAGAGACGAGAUAAUUGGGCAAGAAAAUGCAAAGAAAUUAACAUUGGCUCUUGUUUUAAGAACCAUUUUCAAAAAUAAGCAUGAAGGAGACAAAAAUAUUAAUAAGCUUGCAAUUAUUGUCGGCAUUGAUGAAGUCAAUUUGAUAAAGAUUACGAUAAAUUUCGUGAUCUCGUAUCCGCUAUUGGCAUAG
Funneliformis mosseae is the source of this 459-nucleotide messenger RNA. Lineage: Eukaryota; Fungi; Glomeromycota; Glomeromycetes; Glomerales; Glomeraceae. The record is from the annotation of a GenBank genome assembly.